Molecule: messenger RNA, 724 nt
Organism: Triplophysa dalaica
Lineage: Eukaryota; Metazoa; Chordata; Actinopteri; Cypriniformes; Nemacheilidae
Product: histone H2A-like
Exons: 1
Coding region: 10-396 (128 amino acids)
Cellular component (GO): nucleosome
Molecular function (GO): structural constituent of chromatin; protein heterodimerization activity; DNA binding
Source: RefSeq, a predicted model, not a curated record
UACGCAACAAUGAGUGGAAGAGGUAAAACCGGCGGCAAAUCAAGAGCGAAGGCCAAGACUCGGUCAUCCAGAGCGGGUCUUCAGUUUCCCGUCGGCCGUGUUCACAGGCUACUUCGCAAAGGUAAUUACGCACAACGCGUCGGUGCCGGAGCUCCAGUGUACCUCGCCGCUGUUCUCGAGUAUCUCACCGCUGAGAUCCUGGAGUUGGCUGGAAACGCCGCUCGGGACAACAAGAAGAGUCGAAUCAUUCCCCGCCAUCUGCAGCUUGCCGUGCGUAACGACGAGGAGUUGAACAGACUUCUGGGCGGUGUGACCAUCGCGCAGGGUGGUGUGUUGCCCAACAUCCAGGCGGUGUUACUGCCAAAGAAGACCGACAAACCCGCUAAGGCCAAGUAAACGACUUAUUCUCCGAAUCAUUGCAAAAGGCUCUUUUAAGAGCCACCCACUCGAACCAAAAGAGAGCGAUUUUAUUUUCCAUUAUAAGAUGAACCUUCACGGUCUGUGUUGGGCAGUGACUGGUCUGGUUGCUUUAAAACCGGUUGUGUCUUUCAUGUUUAUUUGGUUGUUGUUGAGCUCCAAAUGAUGUUAAGGGAAGUCAUCACACAAGGAGUUUACCAACUCACGACUGUUGUCGCGACAGAUGAUUAUCAAUGACACUGAUUUCGAAACCUUUCUGGAGAUCAUUUUUGCAUUACAAUUACUCUUUAAUUUCAUUCACACAAUG